Molecule: messenger RNA, 2007 nt
Organism: Sesamum indicum (sesame)
Lineage: Eukaryota; Viridiplantae; Streptophyta; Magnoliopsida; Lamiales; Pedaliaceae
Gene: ALDH3F1
Product: aldehyde dehydrogenase 3F1
Biological process (GO): aldehyde metabolic process
Cellular component (GO): cytoplasm
Molecular function (GO): aldehyde dehydrogenase (NAD+) activity
Source: RefSeq, a predicted model, not a curated record
CUCAAAUUACAAAUCCAAACACAAUCCAAAAACCCUCUUUCUCUCUCUUGUUCUCGUUUCUUCUUCCUUUUUCUUUCUCUCUUUCUGUUACUUCUCCAUUAGAAACACUUUACUCGUUUACGGCAUUCUCUAGAAAUUUUCAACCUACAGGCGGCGUGAAAGUCAUGCUGCCUGAAGAUGGGGAAGAAGUAGAUGGCAGCUGGCGAGCUGGGCCCGUCUUUAAUUCGUGGCUGACGAGUGAUGGGUGAGCAGCUUGCAUUCAAUGCUGGAUCAAGUAACGUCAAUGCCUAUUAAUAUGUUAGCAAGACAAUUAUUGCAUACAUAGAGUUGAAGCGACUGUCGGAGGGUUUAGAGAUGGAGGGAUUGGAGGGGCUGAGGCGAACUUUCAGAAGCGGGAGAACCAGAGGAGUUGAUUGGAGGAAAGCCCAACUUCUAGCCCUUGUUAAAUAUUUAGCAGAAAACGAAGCCCAGAUUCUUGAAGCCUUGGAACAGGAUCUUGGGAAACACCCUGUUGAAGCUUACCGCGAUGAGAUUGGAUUGGUGAAAAAAUCAGCAGAACACUCUUUGCUGAACAUCAAGAAAUGGAUGGCACCGAAAAAGGCCCAGCUACCCUUGCUUUUGUUUCCAUCAAGAGCAGAAGUGUUGCCAGAGCCACUGGGUACCGUACUCAUAAUUGGAUCCUGGAAUUUCCCCUUCUCUCUUACACUGGAUCCUUUAAUUGGGGCAAUAUCUGCUGGAAACACAGUGGUCAUAAAGCCUUCCGAGCUAGCACCAGCAUGUUCUUCUUUACUGUGUCGUACAAUUCCAUGUUACUUAGACUCUGAAGCCAUUAAAAUUAUCGAAGGUGGAAGUGAUGUUGCCGAACAACUAUUGCAGCAUCCAUGGGACAAAAUAUUCUUCACAGGGAGUCCACGAGUAGGGCGUACAAUCAUGUCUGCAGCAGCAAAGCAUUUGACACCGGUGACUCUAGAGCUGGGUGGAAAAUGUCCUGUCAUUCUAGACUCUUUUUCUGACUCAGAUUUUAAGGUGGCUGUGAAGAGAAUAGCAAGUGGGAAGUGGGGAUCAUGUGCUGGACAAGCAUGCAUAGGAAUCGAUUAUGUGCUCGUGCAGCAAAAGUUUGCUUCACUUCUGGUUGAAUCACUGAAGAGUUGUAUCAAAAGAUUUUACGGCGAAAACAUGGAAAAAUUGCAGAAUAUUUGUAGAAUUGUGAACAACCAACACUUUGAUAGGAUAUGCAAAUUUCUUGAGGAACCUGGUGUGGCGGCUUCCAUUGUUUAUGGUGGCUCAAUCAACAGAGAAAAAUUGAUGAUCGAGCCGACAAUUUUACUGGAUCCUCCACUAGAUUCUCAGAUUAUGACUGAAGAAAUAUUUGGGCCAUUGCUCCCCAUCAUCACACUUGAUAACAUUGAAGAAAGCAUUGACUUCAUCAAUGCUAGACCAAAGCCUCUCACCAUUUAUGGAUUUACCAAAAAUGGGAAACUAAAGGAACAAAUUUUGCAAGAAACAUCAUCUGGGAGUGUGGUAUUUAAUGAUUCCCUGAUCCAGUUUAUAUGUGAUGGGCUGCCUUUUGGAGGUGUCGGUCCUAGUGGUUUCGGGAGGUACCAUGGCAAGUACUCCUUUGACACAUUCAGCCACGAGAAACCAGUUAUGCACAGAACUUUCUUUUUGGAACUCGAGCCGAGACAUCCUCCAUGGAAUGAGUUUAAGAUGGACUUCAUUAGAUUGGCUUACAAAUUUGACUAUGUCGGGCUAUUGCUUCUUUUGUUGGGUUUAAGGAGAAUGUUCACACCAAACCGAUCACGUUAGUCGGUCAGUUGUUCUGUAAGAACUUGGCCUAGCAAUGAAACAAGAAUGUCAAGAUCAUAUCCAGAGGUGAAUGUAAGAGUAUCUGAGUAGUGUUAUGUACUAAUAAAUGAGGAGAUGAAAGGAUACUGUAAAGCAUUUUAAAGCAACUUGAUGUUGCUAUAAUGCUGUUAUUUAUGAUUUAAGUGGCUUAAAGUUUCAGUU